Messenger RNA from Microthlaspi erraticum, 972 nucleotides. Lineage: Eukaryota; Viridiplantae; Streptophyta; Magnoliopsida; Brassicales; Brassicaceae. The record is from the annotation of a GenBank genome assembly.
AUGAAAACACGGUGGAGGCAGUACUUCUCUCGAGCUUUGUCCUCAUCAACGAAUGCAAAAGGAGAAAACUCAGAGACAAUCUCAACUGAUCUCAUCACCGAAAUCCUCUUGAGAUUGCCUGGGAAGUCUGUAGCGAGAUGUCGCUGCGUAUCGAAGCUCUGGAACUCCACGCUGCGCGACAGUGAGCUCUGCUUCUACUCUGCACCUCAAGGUGAGAGCUCGUCGUCUCCUGACAUAAGGGAAAGGAAAGAAACGGCUCUUGUGAUAUGUAAACCAAGCACAGGGCAGUUGUUGCCUUUACCAAAAGUGAAGACGAAUACGAGUUUUCUUGGGUUUGAUCCGACUGAUCAGGAAUUCAAGGUUUUGACCAUAACCGGUGGUGGGUUUGAGCAUCGAGUUUUGACGUUAGGGACUCGAAAACUUGAAUGGAGAAGGAUCGAAUGUGGCAUUGGACGUCAUUGUCCUAAUAGAAAUAGUGACGGGAUAUGCAUCAAUGGUGGUGUGUAUUAUAAAGCUUGGGACGAUCACUCAGGUCGUGUGAUAGUUUGCUUUGAUGUUAGGUUGGAGAAGUGUAGAGUUAUUAACGCAGCUGAGGGCAUCAAUCUAAAUUGUGGUGCUCUUAUAAACUUCAAGGGAAAAUUAGGUGUUUUUACCGAAGAAAGCAGAAUUUUUGAGCUGUGGGUUCUGGAAGACGCAGAGAGGCAUGAAUGGUCAAAGAAUGUAUUGCCACUGCCUCUGUCGAAGAUUGUAGCUGGGGAGGCCAUGAUAUACAUGGUUGGAGUGGCUGGUGGUACCGAUGAAGUUGUCUGGUGGCCACGAUCUGUAUGUGCUCCGUUUUAUGUUGACUACUACAACAUGGAGAGGAACACUUUCAAAAGAGUUGAGAUCAAAGGAAUGGAGGCAGUUAGGGACUACACAGCGGACAUGACACUAGACUAUGUAGAGGACGUGAAGCUUAUGGAACAUGUUUAG